UGGUCAUCAGCCUGCCAAAAUUGUCUAUGCUUAACACACAUUAUUUAUGUUUCAACAGUUUUUGUUUAUAUUUAGUUUUCUUUUUAGAACCACACUGAGAAUAAUUCUGUGAAAAUGGAGAAGACUAUAAAUAGACUUUUGAUCCUUUUAACAUCUUUGUGACACAUCAAAAAUUUGCCAGAUAAAAUGAAAAUUUGGAAACAUGUUGCCAAAAGUUACUAUUUUUCUAGCCUUCCUUUUAUGUACAGUAAAUCUUUGUAUAAGUGAUAUUGAUAUACAGGAAAUAGCUAAAAAAAUAGCCCAAGAUGUAAAUACCCUCAAAAAUGAAGAAUUAGGUGUGCCAUUUAUUGAUAAACUAUAUGGAAGCUUCAAAUAUACCCUAAAUGAAAAUGGAAUUAAAACAGAUCUUCACCUGAUGUCCCAAAAACUGUUAAAUAAGAUAAAUAAUGUCUUCUACUCAAUGGAAAAUGCUUCAAAUAUAUUAAACACUUUACCAUCAAUUGGAUCAUCAUCGGUUUUUUUGCCCUGUAUAAAGGAAGAGGCCAAUGUGCUGGACGUUCUUGUAAACAACUAUUUGGUUGGUAAUAAUAGCAUCAGAGACAGUUUUGGUUCCAAAUAUGUCUUAUACCAAAUAGGAAAAAAUAUAACCUUACUGCCAAACGCAGUGAGACAACAGUAUUUUAUGUUAAAUAAUGAAUUUAAAGAAACCAAACAUUCACCAUUUUUGGAAUGUUCCGGACAUGAGGAAUCAGUAGUGUGGAAGAAUUUUAGAAUGCAGAGCAAAUACAUGACCAAGAAUGUAAUUUUAAUUGUAGAUCAUGGAGCUUCCUUAAGCAAAAGACAAUUGCACAUUGCAAAAGCAAUUGCCAAAGAAAUGUUGUUGGCCUUGAAUAAAGAUGACAGAGUAGCUUUGAUAGGACUGGCAUCUGAAUGGUCCUUUCCAGAGACCUACUGCACUCAAGGAAAUAAUGCUACUAAUGUUAAAUUGGAACACGCAACUGCAGCGCACGUAACCUCAAUGAUUAAUUUCAUUGAUUCUCUGGAUAGGGGUAAUGGGUCCACUAAUCAUACUUCUGGAAUACAAGUAGCCUUAGAUAUCGCUCUGAAAAACACAAACCUCGAUAAUGAAACAAUUAUGAUAGCCUACAUAAGUCGUGGAUUGCUCUCCUCAUUGCGUGAAGCUAGGACUGUACUUAAAACAGUUGCACAAUACACAGACAAUAUUAAAACAGCAAUUGUUAUACACACGUGUGCUGUUAUUGACGAGAUGAAGCCUAUAUUGUACGAAACUCAUUUCUUGCGCGAUAUUGCUUACCAAAAUUUUACAAAGUAUAACAUUACAUUUAACCACAAUGUAUACAGAAAAAUGGGGUAUAUGUUAACUGUUAAUAAGACUGAUGAAAUAGGCUUUGUUGUAAGCAAAUUUUAUAGCACUUUCAAUCCCAGUUAUUUUUUUGACAUGAAAAAACAAAUCACCCUUCCACAUUGGGAUCCGCAAAGUAGUGACUUAACGGUAUCAUUUUUACUGAGUUGGAAUUAUGACGGGUUUGCGAUGUUAGGGACGGAUAUUUACUUUUCCAAUAUAGUUGAGGAUGUUGCAUACUAUAGCAGCAAUCAACGGUACACAUAUGCUUUUUUAAUUGACUUGGAAGGGCACGUACUUGUCCACCCAUUUAUAUCCACUCCUUCACCAUUGACACACCAAAUCACAUUUACCAAUCUGAGAGAUGUAGAAAAGAUUCCAGAUAUAGAUGUCUUAAUGCAGAAACUUGUCACAGAAAUGACAGGGAAUCAUGUCACCAGAAAUCAGGAAGACGAAGUGUUGGAAUACUCGUGGAGUAGAGUUGGAUACUGGUAUGUCAUUUGUAUUGUCCUAAAUGAAAAUUAUGGAGAAUUUAACAGACCCUUCAAAGCAUCUCCCAGUCCAUCAGUCAGAAAACUAUUAUACCAAAAUUUGGAUGGCAUAGAAGAGUACAAAUUAUGCAAACAUUUAAAUCAGGUUGCUACCUUAGAUGUGGCAUCAUUAUAUUUGAGCAGAUCCUGUUUUCAAUCUCCAUUCUCAGCGUCUAGAACAACUCAAGAUAAACUCAUUGUCCAAGGUUAUUUGGCUUAUCUAAAAGACGAUACAGGAUUACUGAUCAACCCAGGGUUAAAAAAAGAAGUGCGGGAUGAAGUUUUGGGUUUAGCCCACGUACUGGAUUUCUUGAGGAAAAAGCAUCUGUCUUCCGAAUUAUCGAAAUAUAUUGUAAGACGUUAUGCAUCAUCCUACAAAGGUGUAUUGCAGAUGUUUCCGGGCAGCGUUCUUUUACCAGACCUGGAAAUUACUAAACGACCGUGGUUUUUGCGUGCCUUGCAAAAUAAAGACAAAGUUAUAUUGAUUCCACCAUAUUUAGAUCAAGGGGGAGCGGGAUAUAUUGUUACAUUGGCGUACGCGACUCCCCAGGCCGUAAUAGCUAUGGAUUUAACUUAUGGAUUUAUGUUGAAAAUGUUGCUGAAACAUUUGCCAUUUUGUUUAAAUCAGAUUACAUGCUUUCUGAUUGACGAUCAAGGUUAUAUAAUUUACCACCCAAAAUUGAUGGACAUCAAAGGUGCAAGACCGGUAGAACAGCAGCAUAUCGUCCAUAGAGAAUCAUUGGUAGCCAAUGACAUAUUAAAUCAUAAACAUUUCAUCAAGAAAAUGUUGUGUAACAAUUAUGGUGAUAAUACGGUACAGAGAUAUUACAGGCUAAAUACAAGCUUUAGUAAUGUUUUAGUCAAUUUUGUUCCUGGGGAACAUUGCGUAACUUACAGGAUCACGCCCGUGCCAAAUACCAAUAUAUUUGUCGGUAUAGUGAACGCUUCCUGCGAUGUGGUAGCCACGUUCUGUCCAUGUAGUAUAGUCGAUCGUUUAUGUUUAAAUUGUAACAGAAUGGAACAGAAGGAAUGUGAAUGUCCAUGCGAGUGCCCCUUAGAGAAACAAGCUGCUAACUCUUGCCAAGACAUUAGUCAAAAUUUAACGAACAAUCUACCUUGUUCGUGGCACACCGAAAGUUCUUUUGUAGAUGCGACUUUUGCACCAGAAGUAGACGACAAUUUGGAUGUAUGUUUCCCAGUAAAUUGCCAAAGUGAAAGGUCACACUUAGAAUGUUUGGGAGUCAUCGGUUGCGAGUGGUGUAAAUAUGAUAGUGACGGAAGUUAUCUGAAGAAUCCAUUUUGUUCUCGUUUGUCUAAUUGUUUUAAUGGCGUCUAUGGCCUACGUACUCCUUAUAGGGAAAAUAUUAACGAAUCCGUUUUACCAACAGAAAACGAAUAUUCGCCACUUGGGCCUAUAUUGGGAUUAGUGAUUGCAAUGUGUGUGUUUUUUGUUUUGUUGUAUAUAUGUUACAGAUCGUACAGUAAUCCUGCAGUAGAUAGACUUUAUUUAUCAUCUACUCAAGAUCAGCUUAGGAUGAGCGACUUAAAUAUUAACGAGAAUUUUCACGAUCUCGGAAAUCACAGAGACAAAUUAUUACAAGAUGAAGGGCAUGAUCCGAUUUCUCCAUAUUGCGUCGCAAGUAAUUAUAGACGAAAUAAUACCGCUGCUGAUUCAGACCAUGGAUAUUCAACUAUGACACCCCAUGAUGAAUCUGAACACCUUUCUCUGGCACCAAUUGAAGUUGAUUCGUUGGAAGAUGACAUUAUGUCGGACACCACUUCCGUGCAUACCAGUGUCUCAACCAAAAAUGCUGCACAGAAUGUGAUUUCCCCCAUGUUUACGAAAAUUCCACAUAGAAAUUGUAUGGUUGUACCCGUUACUGUUCACAGACACAUGGAAACAACGUAAAUUUUAUAUAAAAUGAAAAGUUUUCAAAUACAAGAAACUCCGAGGGAUGUUUUGGACAGGAAACGAAGUAAAAGAAGUUACGAUGUCGUAUAUAUUUUUGUACCAAAAAAUCCACAAGAGAGCAAUAAUGUUCCGAAAAUCUGUAAAUUUCAUAAUCAAAAUGAGGAGCGUAAAUUUAUUCAUGAAUGUCCUUGCCAUAAAAUUUGCGUGUUCCUUUCUGUAUUUAUUUUAAUACUUAAAUUAAACGUGUACCUAAUUUUACAUUUAAUAAAACAUGUUUUUCAAAAUUUAUUUUGUUUUUACCCCGAAGCGUCCU
Molecule: messenger RNA, 4118 nt
Organism: Cylas formicarius (sweet potato weevil)
Lineage: Eukaryota; Metazoa; Arthropoda; Insecta; Coleoptera; Brentidae
Product: VWFA and cache domain-containing protein 1
Exons: 9
Coding region: 203-3802 (1199 amino acids)
Cellular component (GO): voltage-gated calcium channel complex
Molecular function (GO): voltage-gated calcium channel activity
Source: RefSeq, a predicted model, not a curated record